GUGUACACUCCGCCCGUUGACUUGACACUGCACCGGACGCGGGCCGUUGUGUUUGUCCGGCGUUUGUUGCGGAGAUGCGUCAUAUCUCGGGGGACUCUACACUGGCGCAGCGCGAGUUUGGUUUGGUGAUAACUGAUGCUGAUGUGCCUUCUGACUAAUCGUUUCGACACCUAGUUAUACGCAGUUAUGCAUUACGUUUCUACUAAUUACACGUGAAGGCUGAUAAUUAACCUGUGAUUUUCGCUAAUACAUUCGAUAACUUGAAAGAGCAAGAUGUUCGGGAAAAAGAAGGAAGUUAAAAAAGAACGGCGAGCUAGGCCAGCAGGAAGUCUAGCCCAGUAUGGGAUAUUUGAAAUACCAGAAAACUUGAGUGAUCUUGGUGGUCAAAUUGAUCAUGACGAUGACGACGAUGAAGAUUUGGAGGCUGAAUUAGCUGCACUUACAGCUGGAGAUCAGCCUAGGAGACCAGCACCACGUAGACCUCCUCCAAAGCCAGCAGCUGAGCUGGACCGUAUGGUCAGCGAGAGUUUGAAAGAUAUUGGUUCUGAUGAAGAAUUGUCCGGUGAUGACGAUGAUCCUGAUUUACUGGAUGAGUUGAAAGCCAUAACCGGAGAUGGCCAAGAAGAACCUGCUGAUAUAUCUGACCAUACUAAUGACACUGUAAAUGACACCACCAAGUUACUUGAAGAACGACUAUCAAUGUACAAGAAGGCAGAGCAAAUAGCCAAGUCUGAUAAUAACUCGAGUCGAGCAAGGAGGUAUAAUAGAGGAGUUAAAACCUUGGAACAAUUGUUAUCAUCCUGUAGAUCAGGAAAUGAAAUUAACUCUAGUGACAUUCCACCCGUUCUUCCACCAUCUGCUUUAGGAGAAUCCGCACCAAAACCACCAGUUGAAAAUGUAACACCAGCUGCUUCGGAGCUUACAGAUGGUUCCCCUGAAGCUCCUAUAAGCACAGCAGACGAUACUUCCCCAGUUACAGAUGAAACCACUGAACCAAAAACUGAAGGAUUACCAUCGGUUCAGGUUGAUGAAGAAACUUUGAAUAUGUUAAAAAUGCGUCAAAAGGAGUACAAAAUUGCAGCAUUGGCAUGGAAAAAAGCUGGCAAUCUUGAAGAGGCUGUCAAAUGCAUAAAAAUAACCAAACGAUUCGAUACCAUCAUUGCAGUGUAUUCCCAAGGAGAUACAGUAGAUUUAUCAGAUAUGCCGCCUUCACCGUCGCUACCAAGUUGCGCGCCUGCUUCGGACAGUCCUUCCAACGAAGGUAAAGAAGAGAGUGAAAAUCAACAAGCAACCUCGAUUCAACCCACCGUACCAGCAAAUCUGCCCCCAGUAGAACCAAACAUGGAAUCUUUGGAAGGUGCCUUGAAAGAACGUUUGGAAGUUUAUCGGCGCUCUAAAACAAUGGCUGAAACUGAAGGUAAUUCAUCGAAGGUUAGAAGAUACGGCCGAAUAUGUAAACAAUUUGAGGAUGCUUUGAAAAUGCACGCUAAGGGAAAGCCAGUUUCUAUUGACGAACUACCAACCCCACCCGGUUUCCCGCCACUCUCUGGUAUAGGAGGGCCCAGCGCUGCUGCAUCAAGACCAGCACCGCCUCCACCAACAAUAUCUGAACCAGCCGAACCGGCAGAACCGCCGAAGCCAAAACCACGUCCAAGUCCUAGUCCAUCGCGAGAAACUACACCCGUUGCCUCACCACGAACAAAUUCUGACCAGAAGAAAAAGUUAACAACUCGAGUUGACAAGCAAAUUGAGGCUUUGCAACAGCGCCAGCGAGAAUUGAAACUGGCUGCUUUAAAAGCAAAGAAGGACGGUGAUUUAGAAUUAGCCAGAGAUUACUUAAGGCAAGCAAAAGGAAUUGAUCCAUUGCUUAACGCAAGUUUAUCGGGCUUACCAGUCGAUAUGAAUUCCAUUCCUUUAUCACCUGAAGCAAAACUGCAACUGGAGUUGCAGGAUUCCGAUCCAGUACAAAUUUCAGAUGAUGGUUUUACAGUAAUAUCAUCUAUGGAAGGUACCGAAGAAGCUUCUGGGGAUGACCAACAAAUUUACGAGAAUCUGGAGGCACAACUAAUAAAACAAAUAAAGCGGUGCGUAACAACAAAAGAGCAUUGCAAGGCACUUGGUGAUGUAGCAAGUUACAAUAAGUGGGGACGGCUUGCUCUAGACUAUGCGAAGGAUUUAGAUUUUCUGAGAGUCCGGAAACGAGAUAAUCUUCCUCCUCCUCAGCAUCAUUACGAAAUUAAAACUUACUCCCUUGUGCAGAGCUGCACGGACUUGACAGAUGCUGAUAUUGAAAUCUCAAUUCUUAGAGGUAUAAAUUAUCCUAAAGAAGUUGAUACCUACGUCAUAUUUGAACUUCCCUGGCCUUCCGAUGCUCCGUCAAGCGAUCGAACAUCAACAAUCAGGGAUAGCAACAAUCCAGAAUACAACGGAACAUUCACUUUGACUGGAAUAAUUGAUCGUAAAUCACGACAAUGUCAAAGAGUUUUCAAACGGCACGGGCUUAAGUGCCAAGUUUGGUCUAAAGGAUGCUCGCUGAAUCCUAUCCUGUGUUGCACCCACCCAAGAGGAUUUUUCCGGGCCGACAGUCUGGUGGGGACUGCAGUCGUAAAACUUCAACCCCUUGAAACGAAAUGUAUAUUACACGAUUCGUUUCCUUUGAUGGAUGGACGCAAAGCAGUUGGUGGAAAGUUAGAGGUAAAGAUUCGACUGCGAAAUCCUAUAACCACGAAGCAAAUCGAACAAAACACCGACAAAUGGUUGGCCAUUGAUCACUGAUUCGCAUAAUUUCCAUAUGCUUUACUCGACCUAAAAGCUUUAAGUUUACUGCGCAUUAAUGUACGUAUGUAAAGGAUAUUCGAAGUGCUUUUUCACAAGAUUGUUUACAAGCAAAAUUUGGAGUUAUUAGUGUAUAUAUCCACAGUGGUUAUUCUGAUAAUCUUAUACUGCAUGUACAUAAUUACUACCCACAAAACAUGGUAUUUUUUUUAUCGAUUGUCAAACUGCGCAAAAGCGAAACGUUUUGCCAGCCUCAAGAGAGCUACAGAUAAUUCUAAAUACGCAAAAAAAAGGAAAGUCGAUGCUACAUCGAAAGCAAUAUUUACAUACACAUUGUUAAUUUUAUAUAAAUGUAAAGUGAAGCCUUGUUACUGUAUCAUAAUUUAUAGAAAGAAAAAAUAUACGUAUGCUUUGACGGAA
Molecule: messenger RNA, 3195 nt
Organism: Nasonia vitripennis (jewel wasp)
Lineage: Eukaryota; Metazoa; Arthropoda; Insecta; Hymenoptera; Pteromalidae
Gene: l(2)gd1
Product: coiled-coil and C2 domain containing 1-like
Exons: 13
Coding region: 274-2775 (833 amino acids)
Biological process (GO): regulation of transcription by RNA polymerase II
Cellular component (GO): nucleus
Molecular function (GO): DNA-binding transcription repressor activity, RNA polymerase II-specific; RNA polymerase II cis-regulatory region sequence-specific DNA binding
Source: RefSeq, a predicted model, not a curated record